AUGUGCCAGCCUUCCUGGAAGGAAGCUGUUCUUCAUCUUGCUGAGGCCCAGGAAAGGAGCGUCCAGAGCGCCCAGCUUGAGGUGCAUUGCAAUGUGGUGGCAAACUUGGCAGGCAAGAAGGGCUUCUGGCAGAGGGCUUUGCAGCUGCUCGACCCUUUUAUCAGCAGAAACUGUGGAAGAAAUGCCUUGGUGGGCCACGGCAUCACCGUGGACGCCUAUGCCCGAGCGGGAUUCUGGGCCAAAGCCUUGUGUGAGCUGCAGGUCUGGGCUGCUCGCGGAGGCGAGGCGUCACCGUUGGCCUUCGGCGCGGCUGCGCGAGGGCUCACAGGGCUGGCUGCGCGAGAAGGCUCCGGAGGCACACCGGAUGCGGCCUGGCGGAAGGCAGCGCAGCUUCUUGCCAGUUCCGAGGCCCCCAGCGUCUUCGUGGGCAACGCAGUGCUGUCGGCCUGUAGCCGAGUGAGACUGUCCCAGCAAGCUCUCCGACUGCUUUCUGGAAUGAGGCAGCAUGGGCCACAGCCGGAUUCCGCCAGCUAUAAUAUUCUCUUGGGCUUGUGCGCUGAUGAGGGCAAUGUUGCACAAGCAGUAGAGCUGUUAAGAGAAGCCAGGCACCAAGGUGUGCAGGCCAACCUCCUCAUGUACAACUUGGCCACGAAAUCAUCUCUCAGUGCAUCGAACUGGCAACGCGCAGUAAGCAUGCUCCUGGGAAUGUCAGAAGACUCAGUGGCUGGAGACGAGAUCUCCAUCAGCACCGUCAUCGCGUCAUGUGCCAGACGAAAUUCAUGGAGACUCUGCAUAGCACUGCAGCAUGCUCUCCAAAGAAGAGCUAUGCAGCAGAUUGCAGAAACAGGGACCAUCGGCUAUAGUACGGCCGCAUCUGCAGCUGUCCAGGCCAUGAAGUGGACUCACGCACAGCGCCUUCUUGACAACAUCCACUGCAAUCAGUUGCAAACAGACACAGACACUUUUGCAGCGCUGUCCACAGCAUGCAUGGCGGCCAGUUCUGCGGCUGAAGCAGGUGGGAUUUGGUCAUUGGCCGGGGCUCUCAUAAGCGUAUGCGAGCAUCAGCAUGGAGUGACGCCUGAUGCGUUCGUUGGGCCAUCAGUGUCCACCUUCAGCAGGUCAAGUCAGUGGCGGGCGGGCAUUGGCCUUUUGGCUGCCAUGCGCGCAUCUGGCAUCCGCCCGCAUCUGCUAUGCUACAACUCCGUGGCUACGAGCACCUGGCGUUCAGUCUCGUCCAUGCUUUCCAGCUUCAAGGCCAGCUGGCUUGAGCCGGAUGUAGCCUCCUGGAAUGCCCUUCUCGUGGCCAGCCCUUGGGAGCAAAGCAUAGGCAGCCUCGAGGCCAUGGCUUGCUGUCAGCUUGAGGUGGACCAGGUCUGUACGAGCACCCUCCUUGGUGGCAUGAAUUCAGCACCAUGGAAGGUCUCACUACAGGCUUUAGGCCAGGCAGUCCGCAUGGCGCCUGGAGCCGUUGACCGCAUUUUGGCCGCGGUAGUGCUGCGCAGCUUCGCAGCCCUCCGUUCCUGGCAGGAGAGCCUGCAGCUGCAGGCCUCUUUGGAGAGUUUAGAUUAUGGCUCAUAUAUUGCUGCAGGACUACAGAACGCUGCGCUGGGGGCUCUCCAGGAGGGCUCUGCGUGGCAGCUGACAUCGCACGCCUUUGCCUCCUUCGCGGCUUCGCGCGGCGACCCGGAGCCGCUGGCGCUCAGUGCUACAGUCACUGGGCAGCAAAGGGAUGGGGACAUAGGGUUAUAUUGGGGAUAUAUGGGGAUAAUGGAAAAGAAAAUGGAAACUAUAGGGAGUAUAGGGUUAUGUGGUAUAUUUAGGGACAUAUCCAAGGCAUAUGAGGAUAUAUACAUAUAUAAGGGUUAUGUUGGAGUAUAUUGGGAUAUGUAA
Molecule: messenger RNA, 1890 nt
Organism: Symbiodinium pilosum
Lineage: Eukaryota; Dinophyceae; Suessiales; Symbiodiniaceae
Source: the annotation of a GenBank genome assembly